AUGCCCGUAGCCACGUUCCAACAGAUGAAGACAGUGUUUCUGCUGCUGCUGUUGUUUACUGCGACACCUGUCUUCUUAUUGAUCCGGAGCUCGGAUAAGAACAACACAUCACCCAAGCCGACCUGGGAUGACCACAGCACUAUCAACCGCAAGAGAACCCAUGAUAGUUGGAAGGAUACUGGUAACUUGAGGAAACUGUCAGAUGAACAGGAUGAAACAGCAGAGGCUUUCAGACAGAUAGCGCUCAACCGGCGCCCCAAGUUUGCUCAGGGAGCUCCAAACUUUGUGAAAAGGUUGCCAAAGUUUGACCAACAACCGAAACAUGAGAUAAAGUCUAUAGUCAGAAAGGUUCCGAUUGUUAACGUCAAAAGAGUGAACCCGAUUCUGGAAGACAAGACGAUAUGGGCUGACAAUCAGACAUUGCAGAGAAUAAGGAAGUAUGCUUUUCGUAUGAGGACUGAAAGAAUGACACGAUUAGAAAUGGCAGGAAUGGGGAAGAACAAAGACAUUCGUCUCUGCGGGGGAAUGUACGCAAGGCAAUGUGCUCUCCAUCAAAAGAACGAAAUACGUCAUUAUAAGACCUGUGCAGUUGUGGGUAAUGGCGGAAUAUUGACCAACAGUCUUUGUGGCGCGGAAAUCGACUCUCGUGAUUACGUCAUUCGCUUCAGCCUCGCUCCCGUCUCAGGAUACGAAAAGGAUGUCGGGACAAAGACCAAUCUAACCGUCAUGAAUGUUCAAAUUGUUUACAGAGUUGUACAGAGUCAAAAGCUCAGCGGUACAAAGAACGUUUACUCACCGAGACUUAAAAGGCUGAACGGGACAGCUCUCUUGUUCUUGGUCAAUGGCUAUGAGCGAAAAACUCUCUUCAAGCAACUCUUCAGGGCCGUCAAAGCUAACAAAAUCUCCGUAACGGUCAAUUAUGUUAACCCCAAAAGUGAUGUCAAAAGCAUCUUAAGGAAGAUCUUCCCCGAAUUAAGCAGACAUCUCGGCGCAGUCUUGACAACAGGGAUGUCCACUAUCAUUGCAGCCACCAACUUCUGUGAUAAGAUAUAUCUGUACGGGUACUAUCCGUACAGGACUGCCCCUCAAGGGUUCUGGUACCGGACACUGCCGUACCACUACUACCCGGAUGACUAUAUCCAACCUGCUGUGAUGGAUAGGAUACAUAACUUCACUACGGAGUACCGGAUUCUGAAGGAGAUGGAGAAAAGGGGCGUGGUGACUCUGAUGACGGACAGGUGUCAAGUGCCUGUUUCGUUAACAGAUUUAGUCUUCCAUUGAUGACAGUCGAUCAGCAAAUGCAAUACUUAAUGAAACGAUGAAUUCAAUAUACGAACAAAGAAGCAAAGAAUUCAUAUACUAGUACUUCUUUCAAGUAGGUCUUUCUAUAUUUUCUAACUUACACUGAUGCCGUUCCUUGUUCAAUGAGAACAAUAUUCGUAUUCCAAAUAUUCCAAAACCAUAUCCAGUUGCUUGAGUAACUACUUUUUGGUGUAUCUUGUUACCUGGA
Messenger RNA from Branchiostoma floridae (Florida lancelet), 1510 nucleotides. RefSeq names its product alpha-2,8-sialyltransferase 8B-like. Gene Ontology annotation, molecular function: alpha-N-acetylneuraminate alpha-2,8-sialyltransferase activity. Lineage: Eukaryota; Metazoa; Chordata; Leptocardii; Amphioxiformes; Branchiostomatidae. Gene Ontology annotation, biological process: N-glycan processing; oligosaccharide metabolic process. The coding region runs from base 1 to 1281 and encodes 426 amino acids. The record is from RefSeq and is a predicted model, not a curated record. The transcript has 4 exons.